Molecule: messenger RNA, 1541 nt
Organism: Cylicocyclus nassatus
Lineage: Eukaryota; Metazoa; Nematoda; Chromadorea; Rhabditida; Strongylidae
Source: the annotation of a GenBank genome assembly
AGAGGCUCUAAAAUGUCGCUGACAGAGGCAGAACUGUUGAUCACUGGCGAAUUGCCAAUACGAAUAGAUGACGUCAUUGGGUGUCACUUGGAAAAUGAGUUGGACAACGCUUCCACAAGCAGUGUUGUUGUGGAAAAUUUCCCUCUUGUAAGGAAUAGACGGGCUCAUCGUCCUGUGAAUGUUACAUUUCCUUCGAAAACCGAUGCCGAAAAAUUCCUCGAAGAGAUGCAAGCGAAGAUAAGGAGAAAAACGCCUCCUCAUUUACUCACAAAAGAGCCAAACGGACGAGUUCUCAUCGUGAUUAAUCCGUUCAGUGGGCAAAAACGCGCUGAAUACUUAUGGGCAAGGCACGGGUCUCAUAUAUUGAAAGCAGCUGGAAUUUGUGCCGAUAUCGUCCAUACUGAUUAUCCUCAGCAUGCCACCAAGAUUAUGCAAGAACUCGACAUCGACCGUUAUGAUGCUGUUUUAGUGAACAGUGGAGAUGGUCUUGUGACAGAGGUUAUUUGUGGGCUGCUGCUGCGAAAAGACCGUGAAAGAGCCUUGAAGUUUCCUAUUUGUCACAUUCCUGGAGGAACGAGCAAUGCCCUGGCGGCUGCUAUAUGCUAUGCUUGCAAUGAGCCGUUUUCAUCUCGCGAUGUUUUCAUCAAAGAAUGUUGUCUCAUGGUGACCCGACCUCGGUAUAUUCCUCUCCGUCUCUACAAUGUUGAAACACAGUACGAUGGUACUAGAUCAAUGUUUAUGAGUGCAAAUUGGGGGCUUAUAGCCGAUAUAGACAUUGGCAGUGAACGUUUUCGAUGGGCUGGAAUGAUCCGAUUACACAUGGAAUCCGUGAUCAGAAUAGCAGAACUACCUCGUGUUGCGACAUACAGAGCUCGAAUUUCGUACAUUCCUGCGCAGUGCAAACUUACAUCGCGAAACACAAUGUUGAGAUUCAACUGCGAUAGGAAGAAGUUUGGCGCUGGCCAUUUUGACUAUGAUGAGGUGGACCAGGUUACUGGACUGGAGAAACUGGAAAAGGAGCACUUCUCAUCGCUGGAGGAGUCUCUUAAAGAUACUUCCCUCAACAGCAUUCCGCCACUGAAUCAGCCUCUAGAUGGAAGCUGGGAGACUGUAGAAGGAGAUUUUGUAAUGGCAAAUGUCUCCACGCUCAGCCAUCUAGGAUCUGAUCUACCAUUCCUUCCAUCGGCUCGCUUAGACGAACCGACCAUGUACCUAACGUUGAUAGACUGGAACACGAUAAAAUCGCGACUUCAUGUCGCUCACUUGUUCGUAUUUAUGGAAAGCAGUCGACAUCUAGCCCAUCCAUGCAUGCAGAUCAUCCCGGUAAAAGCUAUCAGAAUCGAGCCACUCUCAGAAGGCGGUCAUUUUGCCAUAGAUGGAGAGCCCUUCAGAUCAGGAUCAUCUUUCCAGGUGGUACCGAGCAAAUACUGCGCUACCGUCGUUGGCAGGAAAGAAGUGGUGCGAGAAGAACAGAACCAUAAUAAUAAAUAAUAAUGUACCAUAACUUCUUUUAUCCUAUGUUCUGUAAACUGUCUCUCUCC